Molecule: messenger RNA, 2004 nt
Organism: Stylonychia lemnae
Lineage: Eukaryota; Ciliophora; Spirotrichea; Sporadotrichida; Oxytrichidae
Source: the annotation of a GenBank genome assembly
AUGCCGAAUAGCACUGCAGCUAACUCAGUUUAUCUCAUUACAAAUGAAGCUUAUGCAUAACUUACUCUAGAUAAAAACGGUUUAAUAAAUGUGGAUGUGUUUAUAUCAACUGCAGAGGAUCAUGAAAUAUUGCUAUCUGAGAAAGAUUAGCAAUACCUCAAGACUAAAAUGAUUCAAAACAAUAGCAAGAUAAUUUAUGAAGAUGUUAUCAAAGAAUUGGCUUUGAUAGUGAUUACAGAGAGGUAAGAGCCAGAUGGAGAAGACUCAUUUUCGUAAAAAGAGAAUCACCAAUAAAGUCAAAAUUUCCAGUGGGUUCUGAGAAGCAACAAUAAAGAUUUAUUGCAAGCUUUAAAAAGCUAGGGCGGAAUGUUUCAAAAUCUAACUAACCUACAUAAAAUAAACAAGAAACCACCUAUGAUGUAGAAAAGACUAUUAAUUUCGAGAAAGUUGUCGAAUCAGAAUUCUGUAAAUAGCAACUCUAAUGAUUCAAUGAUUCAACUGAUAGGCUCAUUUAGUGAUGAGCUAUAAACUGUGAUUAAGAGAAUUAUUGGACAUAAAUAGGCCAAGCCAAGAAACACAGGAAUUGACUGGAAGAAAUAAAUUAGUGCUGCCUCUAAAAAGAUAAAUAUUCACAAAAACAUUUAGACGAAGAUAUUCAUAAAAGCAGCUAUCUCUUAAGAGAGAAUUCAGCAGUAAAAAGAUAAGAUACGAAAAUAUAUGAAAGAUAAUUAAAUUGAUAUAAUGCAUUUGAACGAGAUUAAUAAUGUGUUUCUAGACUGUGACGAGGAUAGACAUGGUUAAAUAUCAAAGCGAAAAUUCUUAAUUCAAAUUGCAGAGCAGAAUCUUCAAUUUCCAGCAGAUUUCUUGUUUAAAUUAAUCUCAGAUUUACAAAUUAAUCCUGAGGACACUAGUGAGGAUGCUGUACUUAACUAUGAAAACUUGAAAAAUAUUAUUGAAAUAUAUAAUAACUGCCCCACCUUCCUUAAGUACGAUAAUCAUCAAUUGUAAUUUAUUGGUUUUAGAGGAGAUAACAAUAACUCGGACAACUUUAAGUAGAACAUGGACUUAAAUAGAGACAUGUCUUAGAGCCAUGAUAGAAUAGACAAACUACUGCAAUAUGUUCAUGCUAGAAUCGAGGAGAAAUUCAAGGAUUUCAGGAAGGCAUUUAGAAGUUUUGAUAAGAAUUUUGAUGGAGGUUUGAAUUUCAAAGAGUUCAUAACAGGAAUGGAUGGUAUCGGAAUAAAACUCAAGCUGACUGACUAUCGAUUAUUGUUUGAUGCAAUUGACUAUGAUCAAGAAGGGGAAAUCGGCUUCAGUAAAUUUUGUCUACUAAACACAGACAGAAGAUCUGACUUAUAACAACUAAAAUAAGAAUACCUAAGAAGUCAAGAGACCAAGAGUGUUAUUUCUAAUAGUAGAAUUGGAGGGAAAUACUAAAAACCCCCAUUGCCAUUCCUGUAGAUAAAGGGAGAACAGGCUACUCAUCAUGAUUCUACAUCUAAAACUCAUCCUCUGUUUGGUGAUGGGAACAUUCCAAAAAAUAAGGACAUGAACAGCUUCACCAAAUCAAUCUAGCAAGGCAAUCAAGUGCAAACCUAUAUGCAGAAAAGAUUCCUACGCUCGGCUUAAAAAGGAGGACUAAAGACUGUGUAAGAUAUGCCAGAGGGUCAUUCUUUUGGCUAAGUGUACAAUAGAGAUCAUGACAUGGUGGCUAUAUUAACUAACUCCUAUUAGGAUGAGCUCAAGCGUUCUACGAUCGAAGAGCUUAGACAAACUUUGGCUUAGAAAAGGAUAUAUAUAUCUAAGCCUACUCAUGCAUAGUAAAUUAGAGACAAACUUACCAGGAAUAAAUAUCUGAAUACACUUGGAAGGCCUGGAUCUGUAUCGAUACCUCGAAGCAGCUCGGACAAUAAAAGAUUGUUUUCGAAAGAUAUAAUGAUGAAGGGGAUGACACCGAGCUCACUGCAAUAAUCAUAGUCCAACAGUUUCAUCAAGAAACUUUGA